AUGAUGCCCAGCAUGAUGGACGUCCUCCCAAACGGGGAGGAGACAGGGGACUUCUUUGCUGUGGACAUUGGUGGCACAAACUUCCGCGUGAUACUUGUGAGCCUGUCUGAAAAAAGGGGAGAAGUGGCGCGGUUUGAGAUGGAGGAGUUUGCCAUUCCAGAGGAAUACUUCAGCUGCCAUGCAGACCGGCUGUUCGACCUGCUUGCGGACUCGCUCGUGACAUUUGCCAAGCGCUAUGGCUUCAGCGGGAACCGGACGGCUCCGGUCGGCUUCUGCUUCAGCUUCCCCGUGGAUCAGACGGCUGUAGAUGCGGGGACCAUGAUCAAGCUGACCAAGAAGUUUGACAACGAGGGCUUCGUGGGCUCUGACCCUGUGCAGAUGCUGCAGCGGGCCAUCCUGCGCUUCAAAGCCCCUUUCAAGGUGGUGGCGCUUCUGAAUGACUCAGUGGGCACGCUGGCGGGGGCCUGCUAUGAGGACCCCAACGCCAAAGUGGGCGUCAUCUUGGGCACGGGCACAAAUGCCUGCUACGUGGAACAGGUUGCGAAUAUUGCCACUCUGGCCAAGGGCUCCACGAAGCGGCAGACCAUGGUCGUCAACACCGAGUGGGGCAACUUCACCGCCGCCUCGCUGCCCAUCACAGAGGUGGACAGGGAGAUGGAUGAGACCACCCCCAACGCUGGGGAGUACCACUUUGAGAAGAUGGUGUCGGGGAUGUACAUGGGGGAGGUGGCACGGCGCAUCAUCCUGCGACUAGCGGAGGAGGCACAGCUGUUUGGGCCGUCGGUGCCGGACGAGCUGCGGGUUGAGUGGGCGCUGAGCACGCCCGCCAUGUCCAAGAUCGUGGAGGACGGGUCGUGGACGCUCUCGCGCACUGCGCAGAUCCUGGCCGAGACGCUGCACCUGCCGCCCUCGCGCUGCACCUACUCAGCCUGCUCCACAGUGAAGGCGGUGUGCCUGAUGGUGUCGCGGCGCAGCGCUGCGCUCGUGGCCGCCUGCCUGGCCGGCCUUCUGUGCCACAUCGGACGCGACGGCAGCAACGGAGCCAUGCAGGAGACGACGGUGGCAAUCGACGGCGGGCUGUUUGAGCAUUUUGAUGCUUACCGAGAAUUCCUGAGCGAGUACAUGGAGCAGAUGCUGGGGCCGGAGGUGGCGGCCAAAGUGCAGCUAAAGCGCAUUCGCGACGCCUCGUCAAUGGGAUCUGCUUACCUGGCUGCCGCCGUCACUGCUUCUUCAGAGUGA
This is a messenger RNA of Coccomyxa subellipsoidea C-169, 1239 nucleotides long. Its product is annotated as actin-like ATPase domain-containing protein. Gene Ontology annotation, biological process: glycolytic process; intracellular glucose homeostasis; glucose 6-phosphate metabolic process. The coding region runs from base 1 to 1239 and encodes 412 amino acids. NCBI's taxonomy places the organism in Eukaryota, Viridiplantae, Chlorophyta, Trebouxiophyceae, Coccomyxaceae. The record is from RefSeq and is a predicted model, not a curated record. Gene Ontology annotation, cellular component: mitochondrion; cytosol. The transcript is spliced from 10 exons. Gene Ontology annotation, molecular function: mannokinase activity; ATP binding; glucokinase activity.